AUGACACACAUCGCCAGCUGCAUGCGGCCCGAUGCUGUUAGGACUUCCGUUUAUAUAAACCAAGAAACAUCCUACAGGAUGAGCGUACGUGCCGCCCACAAGCACACAACCUCCUUCAAUCUCAAUGAACCAAUGCCCCGCCGGUCCUGGUCGCUAAGAGAUAUCCAGGCUACAAAAGACUCCAACCUGCCUCGAGCUACCUCCAGAUAUCAACUGUGGCUGUCAGCAAAGAGUCCUGUGGGAUCGCCGUCUGACAAGCUGGCUGCUUUAUCUGUUGGCCGUUCUGGUACAUCACUCAGCGAUACUGCUGUUCCCGCAGAGACUGUUCCGUUCUGGCAACGUUCAGGUUCAAUGUCGAGGAGAAGAAAAGUUAGUGUUCCCGAACUUUCGGGCAUGAUGACCACGGUGCAAGAGAUACCGAUUGAUUCUCCCACAAUUCCAGGCAGACCGCCUCUACGCAGGCCAUCGUACGAGACAGUUGGCCACGAGCGGUCCUACAGUGCCCCUGGUAGAGCCUGGAGAGCUGGUCCUUUUGGGGAUGCAAUGAUCUCCUGUGUCACAGGGCCCUCACCCGUCCUUACACAGCACGCUUACUCCACUACAUUUCAUGACAGCAAUAGCGGCAGGCCACUCUCUCCGAUCUUGAGCCCUGGCGCAAAACCGUCUCUCAAGGUAGAUACCGCCAAUCCGAUGUUGCCGCCUGAAGUACCACCCAAAUCGCCUGCUAUUGAACGCAAUGGGUCGCCUGCUCCACUCAAACUUGGUUCCAAGUCAAGCAGGACCGCGCUCACAACCCCUGGAUCUGCUGCACCAGGUGGAGCCACCCCUGCCAGUGCGGGAGAUAUCAGACGCUCACCAAAUACCGGGGUACUUCUACAAACCCCUUCCUCUGCAGUAUCGUACUCUUUCAGAACAGCAUCACCACGCGACUCCCCAAAGAUCGAGAAGCAGGACCCCAUGGUCACACAAGGAGGCUCGCACGGCCGCAACAUGUCAGAAUCCUCGAUCAUGGACCGUGGUCGUCCAGCUCAGCGUUCCAAGAGCUCCCACAGCCGAGCUUGCUCCGAAUCUGUUGGUCCUGCUGGCCAGGUGGUUGACAGCUGGACGCUUCCCCGAGGCAUGCGUGUACCCGAGGCGUCAAGGCGCAUGAGCGAUGUGGACCAACAAUCACUUCACAAGCAGGCACACGAACAAGCCGGAAACUUCGAAGUCCUUAACAAGGGUGAUGUAGCCUCGUUAUCCAGGGAACUUCGAGCCUUGGAUGAACGCUGCGACUACCUUCGUAAGACAUACAAGUCUCUGCGAGCAGGGCGACAAAAGCUUCACAGCCGGAUGAUCUCUUAUUUGAAACGCGGCGAGACUGUCAUUUUCUCCCGCGAAUCCCUUCUCAAGCAGGAGGAAGCUCUCGCCGAGCUAGACAACUCCAUCGAUGAGUUCAUCGCCAAGCUAGAGCAGUCCGAGAAUCGACGCUUGCGUCUCCGACAAAAGCUACUAGAACAUGUAGCUGCAGCUCUGGUCCUUAGCCCUACAAUGCGUGGUGAUGCUGCUGAGACGACUCCGCCCCGGAGCCCCGUCAAAGCAGAGAACAGUCCAGCCCGUGCAGAGCGGAAAAGGACAGAGUCGAUCAGGAUCUACGCUGACGGUCAUGUUCUCAACCUUUUCUCGGACAUCGAGAAGGCAAUUGGCCAGCUGUGCGAGCAACAGUGCUAA
Didymella exigua CBS 183.55 is the source of this 1710-nucleotide messenger RNA. RefSeq lists its product as uncharacterized. The transcript has 3 exons. The coding region runs from base 1 to 1710 and encodes 569 amino acids. The record is from RefSeq and is a predicted model, not a curated record. Lineage: Eukaryota; Fungi; Ascomycota; Dothideomycetes; Pleosporales; Didymellaceae.